Messenger RNA from Helobdella robusta, 375 nucleotides. RefSeq lists its product as hypothetical. NCBI's taxonomy places the organism in Eukaryota, Metazoa, Annelida, Clitellata, Rhynchobdellida, Glossiphoniidae. The transcript is spliced from 6 exons. Bases 1 to 375 code for a protein of 124 amino acids. The record is from RefSeq and is a predicted model, not a curated record.
AUGGAAGUUGAAGGCUUACUCCUACAUACCCCCAGUGGUUUAGUUCGUGUCAAUAGUCACAACGGAACAUACCAGCAUUGGUUGGAGUUUCAUUGGCAGGAUUAUGCAAUUGCGGGAAGAACUGGAACUAUUCUUAUCGAACGCAAACAAAUGUACAGAGUCAACUGGAGUUGGAAUAUUGUGUCGGUGACGGAGUUUUUUAAGCAGCCGGAUGGUAAAACAUCAGAAUGUGAACAAGAGAUUGAAUAUAACCUCGAUAAAGAAAUAGGUUUUGAAUUUGUUGAAGUGGUUCACAUAGAAAAACAAAUGAACAUUGAAAUAGCGACAAUGUUGAAGGUUGUGUGCCAUGAAGUGUUUGGUCGUUACAUGAGAUAA